Pseudozyma hubeiensis SY62 is the source of this 1182-nucleotide messenger RNA. Its product is annotated as membrane fraction protein. Lineage: Eukaryota; Fungi; Basidiomycota; Ustilaginomycetes; Ustilaginales; Ustilaginaceae. Gene Ontology annotation, biological process: intracellular manganese ion homeostasis. The transcript has a single exon. The record is from RefSeq and is a predicted model, not a curated record. Gene Ontology annotation, molecular function: manganese ion transmembrane transporter activity; iron ion transmembrane transporter activity. Gene Ontology annotation, cellular component: fungal-type vacuole membrane. The coding region runs from base 1 to 1182 and encodes 393 amino acids.
AUGGCCUGCUCCUCAACCAAGAAAUCUGGCGCAGGUGGUGGAUGUGCCAACUGCAGCUGUGCCUCCUCUUCCCAAGGCGCUUCGGUCAAGCUGCCUCCCAAGACCACCUCCAAGACCGAAUCCACUCCUCUCCUCUGGUCGACCACCUCCAACAACGCCUCCGAUAGCUACCUAGCGACCACCGCCUCGUCUUCCGCUUCCACGCUUAGCGCAGCCCACGAAUGUCCUGCCACCGAACAGCACGAUCCCACCUUUGUCUGCUGCCGAGACGUCGUUUCCGCCGACGAACGAACCUUGAUCGAUCCUGAUUUUGCACGUGACUGCAUCGUCGGUCUGAGCGAUGGUUUGACGGUGCCGUUCGCGCUCACUGCCGGUCUGUCUUCGACGGGUUCGACCAGGCUCGUUGUGCUGGCUGGAUUGGCGGAGCUUGUUUCGGGUGCCAUCUCGAUGGGCAUCGGUGGAUUUUUGUCGGCUCAGGCUGAAAUGAGCCAUUUCGCGUACAACCUCAAGUCGACACAGCAGAGGGUGGAGAGGUCGUGUGGAACUGAAGUCCAGCGUCAGGUGCACGAUAUUCUGAAGGGAUAUGGUAUUGCACCGGACACCUCUGCUCAGAUUGCGGCUGAGUUGACUGCCAAGGAACAGGCGCGUCGACAGGCAGAACAGAUGGCUGCCAUCCAGCAAAACCGCACAUCGAAUGCAGCCGGGCGCAAACUGUUCGGCUACAUUCCUCUGCCUUCGUCGUCUUCGGUCGUCGCUACACGCAAGCGCGUCACUUCCACGGAUGAGGAAUCGCAGCAGCUCCUCCCCGAAGCAGAUCUCGACCAAGCAGGUCUCACGCCGUUCCUGCUCAAGCUGGGCGAAGGCCUCGAGCCCGUCAGCACAUCGCGUCUCUACAUCUCGGCGCUCACCAUCGGUCUGAGCUACUUUAUCGGUGGCAUCAUCCCUCUGCUUCCGUACGUGUUCGUGCAGGAUGCGGGCAGGGCUCUGCUGCUGUCGGUGAUCAUCACGGGUGUGAUUCUGUUGGUGUUCGGUGUGGUGAAACAGAGGGUUACGGGUGGAGAGGGUGGGGUGAAGGGAUAUGCGUAUGGUGCGGUGUCGACGCUCGCUGUAGGUGGCGUGGCUGCGGGUGCUUCGUGGUUAUUGGUUGGGUUGUUGGAGGGUGGUGGUGAUGGUGGAAUUUGA